This is a messenger RNA of Verticillium nonalfalfae, 705 nucleotides long. RefSeq lists its product as uncharacterized. Bases 1 to 705 code for a protein of 234 amino acids. Gene Ontology annotation, cellular component: membrane; endomembrane system. The transcript has a single exon. Lineage: Eukaryota; Fungi; Ascomycota; Sordariomycetes; Glomerellales; Plectosphaerellaceae. The record is from RefSeq and is a predicted model, not a curated record.
AUGGCCCGUCACCCUCUCCAGCGGCUCGAGUCGCCUUCGCGCCUCUUCUCUCUCCUCCUGCACACGGCCGGCCUCGUCUCCUUCACGCUCUCCUUCCGCUGGCUCGAUCGGUGGGAUCACCCCAUGGUCAAGGGGUACGGCGGCUAUUACCAGCACCUCACCAACAUUGGCCUCGCCAUGGCCUUUGUCACGUUCGCCCUGGGCGUCGCCGCCGACCUGACCCUCAACCGCCAGCUCUUCGCGCUGAAGAACGCCAUGUCGGUGACGUCGGCGCCGCUCGAGGUCCUCAUCAGCCUGCUGUACUGGGGCAUCCGCUCCAUUGACAAGGCGCUGCUCUACCCGCCCGGCAUGGAGCUGUACUGGGUGACCGACAUCGGCUUCCACCUCGUGCCGGCCGUCGUGCUGACGCUCGACCUGCUGCUGCUGAGCCCGCCGUGGACCAUCCGCGCCUACGCCGCCAUGGCCAUCAGCAUGGGCAUCGCGUUCCUGUACUGGGGCUGGGUUGAGUUGUGCUUCAGCCACAACGGCUGGUACCCCUACCCCAUCUUUGCCAUUCUCACCACGCCGCAGCGCGUGGCCUUGUUCACGGGCGCCGCGUCGCUCAUGACGGCGAGCACCGUGCUGCUCAAGUGGCUGUACGGACGUGUCAACGGGCUAGGAGGGAUCGCGAGGGAAGCUCACAAGCCGCUGAAGAAGGUGCAGUGA